GUGAUCAGUUGGGAGCGACUAGUUUGAGUCGGUUUGUACGUCGGUUUGCUGAAAAAAAACAUUUACCAAUUCCGCCGGUGUUUUUCAUUUGUAAAGAGUCUCAGAACAGCAGGAUUAAUUUCAAUAAGGGAUUCUCAUUUUUACGGCAUUUAUAAUAUAGUGUUGCUUGUGUCGAAAUAAUGUGACCUCGCUGAAAAUUUCACCAAAAUCAGUUGGCUCAACGUCAGUCUCUCCAAUUUUUUCAUCGACCUUAGGAUACACUAAGCUCUUGAAUUUCAUUCACUUUGGAUUUUUUUCUACAACGCUGAAACAAUCUCUGUGUCCUUUGACAGAAUAUAACGCGAUCUCUGUGCCCUUUGACAGAAUAUAGCUCGUUGAACGGCAAUGGAACAUUUUACUUUUCGUGAUUUGGACAAACAAUUAUGACCACAACGUAUGUGCCGUCAACAUUGCCGCCGACCGCAUUACCCACAAAGCUCUCCGGUGCCUCGCUUCUCUCGAAACAUUCUCAUAAUUCGAAAUAUUCACGUCAUACGAAGCGUUCGCGUGGAAAUAGUGUGCCAAAUUUGAAACUUUCUCAAGAACGAGACAGAAGAUCUUCACUAGCAAGCGACGAUGAUGACGACGCCCUUGACAAGGCCAAUGUUCGCCUUCAGCAGGCUAUGCUUAGAAGAGAUGAUCUCUUAGGAAGAAUACGGAAUCACCACACAGUAGAGCCGGAUCGACAGAGGACAGUCUAUAGUUACAAAGCACCUCCAAAGGAGGAGUAUCGACCUAAGUCAUACGAGGGACCACGCCCCCCGCACUCACCAUAUUAUCGCCGACCGCCAUCCAGACAUUCAUUGCCAGGUAUUAAGGUUACAAGAUCACGAGACAUGUCUCGCCAAGUCAUACCGCAGUACCAGCCAUACAUACAGCCACAAGUCUUGCCGCCAAUUCAGAUACAGGCGCCGGUGGCACCUGUGGCACCACAAGUCUAUCAGGUGCCCGCUCCCGCACCUGCGCCAGCGGCGGCGCCCGUUUUUUAUCCCGAAACAAAGUGGGGAAAAGGAGACUUUAUGGAGAUGAUGAUGAUGCAGAAUGCUCAGAUGCAUCAGAUGGUCAUGAAUCAAAUGAUGUUAUCAACGAUGCCUACGCCAAAAAAUAACACGCCGCAAAUUAUACGAGUUGGCGACGACGGGGGUGGGCCAAGUCAGCCUCCAAUAGUGGUGAGUUCGAACCCACGUAAUAACAAUCCGGUGGUCACGGGUCCAGGACGAGGGGGAGGUGGGCCAGCAGUACAUCAUCAUCACUAUAACUAUUCACCGUCACCGGGUCCGGGUCAAGGCCCGAGCGCAGCCCCGGCUGGAAUGAACAACGUAACACAUUUACCUCCAUUAGAUAUGCGGCGGCGACCACCUGUGCAGCCAUAUCCGAAUGAAGUAGAACCUUUACAACAGCCGCGAGCGAGAAUCCGACCGAAGCUUGUCCCACCAGUUGGUCUCCCUGGAGACGAUCGUGAACCCAUUAUAGUCGGAGGCAAAGUUGUAGGAUUCAAGACGCCAAAACCGGGCACCCCCCGGGCACCGACACCUAAGGAGGCGCCCCCCACGCCGCCACCAGCAAAGAAGGAACCAAAAGUGUAUCCGUUCCCCGGGUCGAAGGGCAUGAGGAAACUGCGGCACACGUUCUAUGCGGCGUUUUUCACGGCUGCGCUUAAACACGCAGCGAAUAAGAAAAAAGAAAACCAAGUCAGCGAUGCCUUCAUUUUCGGUAUUCAUCUGAAGGAGGUCAUAGCUGCCCUACAUCGUCUCUACCUCAACCCAGAUGGAAAGAUUUACCCGAUCUUACGGGAUGGGAUUGCCGUUGGCGCGCCAGAUAUGACGACACUCGUCGAGAACCCAAAAGGGGUACCCAAGUCGGAUGAAAUGUACAAGGAACUCACGUACAUUGUCGAGAACACUGUCUUUAAUAUAACAGAGAUAAUGCCAACAAGUGGCGUGUUGGGAACUCAUCGUAAAGCUGUCGUUUAUGAGAUGUUAAAGAACGGGAAGAAGUUCCCCAAGGGUUAUUUCUGGCAGAUUGAGAAGGAGUUACUCCAGUUUGACAAAAACGAACGGACGAUAAACGUCAAAAACAAAGAAGGAUUAUUGUUGCUUAUGGGUGUUUAUUUUGCGCGAGGCCUGGUUACAACGCUCCUUAUGAAACCGUUGGACUACGGCCUCACCACGACCGAACUCGACACGGUCGCUCAGCGAAACUUAGCGUUGCUGGCAACGAUCUUUAUUUGGAUCCUCAGGAAGGUGUCAUGGGAUGGCAAAAUGCUGAACAUGCCACACGAAAUCAGUAAAUACCUCUACAGUGACGAUGACAUGAAACACGUCUAUGCCAAGAUAAAAGCGACUAUUGAGUAUGCAGAGAAACUGAUAAAGGAAUGGGGAAACUCGUACGUGAAAAAACUGCUCGACAUCCAGUCUGGAGACAGUCAGUAUGACGGUGACGCCACUCCGUUAGAACUACGCGACAAAUAGUAAGAUGGAAAACUGCUCAAGCCUAAAUCAGAUCCUCCUGGAACGAACACAUACAGCCGUAAAGGGAGACCUAUAUGGUGAUAUUUUAUGGAGGCUGCUUCUUAACUUCAUGGUCCCACAGGAACGAAAUAUGACCAGAACGAGUUUGGAAUGGUCAACUUUCUCACUUGGGUGUUUGAAGACAACUCCAUCUCAAACAUGUUUGAACGGGUGACCUCCAGAGAUGUUGUAUAUGAUUUGUUCCAGGGUACUUGAGAGAAAUACUUCAGAGCAUGCUGAAUGGCUUAUCAAGUUAUACAGUCGGUGUCCUUGAUACCUGAUUUGUCUCAAGAAUGCAGAAAUUCAUGUGGUAGAUAUACACUGUGAUGCUGUUUUUUAAGAAGGUGAACCGGUAAUACAAGGUGCCAAAGGUUUGAAAGAUUGCUACAUCAGUGAGUGUGAUCCCUUAAAUAAAAUGUUCGAGGGUUGAAUUAGAUUGCGGGUAAAAUGCUUAAAGAGUUAAAGUAAAUUUUCUCGUGAAGAAGGACCAGACUUGAUCAGAUUUGAUCAGACUUCUCCUGAAAAAGGAUUCAACAUGGAAUCGGAGAGAUUUUGUCUGCUGUAUGGACGAUAUUUACAUGCACGUCAAAACAUGUUGUGUUGCAGAAGAAUUGCAAUUUGUGUUUUGUGUGAAGACUUUCUCACAUAUGAACACGUGAGCAUUAAGUUACAUUCUUGAAUGGAUAGGAAGUGGUUCUGUGAGGACGUUGUUCACAGGAGCACUCGUACACUAAUGAACACAUGAGUGAUGUGUUCUGUGAGGACAUUUUUCACAUCAGGAGCACAUCAUUUUUGAUGUAUGAACAUAUGCAAGAGGGGUGAUUCCUAACUCAGGCACACAUCUAGAGGUUGUAAUUAGAGCUUAAGGUAUAAAAUGAACAUUGUUUACACACAUGUGUUAUGAUAGUGUUUUGAGAGUCAUGAACACAUGAUGUGAUUUGGUGAGGACAUUUUUCACCGGAACACAUCAUUUAUGUGUAUAUGAAGACAUGCAAGAGGGGUAGAAAUAAUCCACCAAUCUGCUAGUUAGAAACACGGAAUAUAGUUUAUGCUUAUUUGAACUGAACAUUCUGAGGUAACUGAGUAACUUUCAAUUAAAAAUGAUUUGGCUUGAAAGGUAUUCUACAUCACCAAGGAUUCAUCAAGGCUGACUACUUAUUUUUCUUAUUGACAGAAUUGACUCAUUCUUCAUAAUUCAACAAUUUCAGUGGUGGCCCGAUGCAUUACGAAGUCUUGAUCAUGUAUACAUGUUUGAACUGCUAUUACGAGUUUCCAGUGAAACUAGAAAUAGUCUCAUAAGUCAUGAGUUAGAUAAGUCCUUCAUUCUCAUUUCAGGCCUCCUGGCUAGCCUACGAUCUGGAAAAAGGGUACUUACCAUUUUGAAGCUAAUGCCUUUGAUGUUCUCUCAAACAUGUCAAACUAAAGAAUAAA
Messenger RNA from Lineus longissimus, 3980 nucleotides. RefSeq lists its product as uncharacterized. The record is from RefSeq and is a predicted model, not a curated record. Bases 423 to 2510 code for a protein of 695 amino acids. The transcript has 16 exons. Lineage: Eukaryota; Metazoa; Nemertea; Pilidiophora; Heteronemertea; Lineidae.